AGUGGAAUAUCUCUUUCUCAUAAUUUUUACUGUGGAAGCAUUUUUAAAAGUAAUAGCCUAUGGACUUCUCUUUCAUCCCAACGCUUACCUCCGCAAUGGGUGGAACUUACUAGAUUUUAUCAUUGUGGUUGUAGGGCUUUUUAGUGCAAUUUUAGAACAAGCAACCAAAGCAGACGGGGCCAAUGCGCUAGGAGGCAAAGGGGCUGGAUUUGACGUGAAGGCACUAAGGGCUUUCCGUGUGCUGCGCCCCCUACGGCUGGUGUCCGGGGUCCCAAGUCUCCAGGUGGUCCUGAACUCUAUCAUCAAGGCCAUGGUCCCCUUGCUGCACAUUGCCCUGCUAGUAUUGUUUGUCAUCAUCAUCUAUGCCAUUAUCGGCCUAGAGCUCUUCAUGGGGAAGAUGCACAAGACGUGUUACAACCAGGAGGGCAUAGCAGAUGUCCCAGCAGAAGAUGAUCCUUCCCCUUGUGCUUUGGAGACGGGCCAUGGGCGACAGUGCCAGAACGGCACAGUGUGCAAGCCAGGGUGGGACGGACCCAAGCACGGCAUCACCAACUUUGACAAUUUUGCUUUCGCCAUGUUGACGGUGUUCCAGUGUAUCACCAUGGAGGGCUGGACUGACGUGCUGUACUGGGUCAAUGAUGCCGUAGGAAGGGACUGGCCCUGGAUCUAUUUUGUUACACUAAUCAUCAUAGGGUCAUUUUUUGUACUUAACUUGGUUCUCGGUGUUCUUAGCGGAGAGUUUUCCAAAGAGAGGGAGAAGGCCAAAGCUCGAGGAGAUUUCCAGAAGUUGCGGGAGAAGCAGCAGCUGGAAGAGGACCUCAAAGGCUACCUGGACUGGAUCACUCAGGCAGAAGACAUUGACCCUGAGAAUGAGGAUGAAGGCAUGGAUGAGGAGAAACCCCGAAACAUGAGCAUGCCCACAAGUGAGACGGAAUCUGUCAACACUGAAAACGUGGCUGGCGGUGACAUCGAGGGAGAAAACUGUGGGGCCAGGCUGGCCCACCGGAUCUCCAAGUCGAAAUUCAGCCGCUACUGGCGCCGGUGGAAUCGGUUCUGCAGGAGAAAGUGCCGUGCUGCUGUCAAGUCAAAUGUCUUCUACUGGCUUGUAAUCUUCCUGGUCUUCCUCAACACACUCACCAUCGCAUCUGAGCACUACAACCAGCCCCACUGGCUCACAGAAGUCCAAGACACAGCCAAUAAGGCCCUACUGGCCAUGUUCACUGCCGAGAUGCUACUGAAGAUGUACAGCCUGGGCCUGCAGGCCUAUUUCGUGUCCCUCUUCAACCGCUUUGAUUGCUUCAUUGUGUGUGGAGGCAUCCUGGAGACCAUCCUGGUGGAGACCAAGGUCAUGUCCCCCUUGGGCAUCUCUGUGUUGAGAUGUGUGCGGCUUCUGAGGAUAUUCAAGAUCACAAGGUACUGGAACUCCUUGAGCAACCUGGUGGCCUCCCUGCUGAACUCCGUGCGCUCCAUCGCCUCCCUGCUCCUGUUGCUCUUCCUCUUCAUCAUCAUCUUCUCCUUGCUGGGGAUGCAGCUGUUUGGAGGCAAGUUCAACUUCGAUGAGAUGCAGACCCGGCGGAGCACCUUUGACAACUUCCCCCAGUCUCUGCUCACGGUGUUCCAGAUCCUGACCGGGGAGGACUGGAAUUCGGUGAUGUAUGAUGGGAUCAUGGCUUAUGGCGGCCCCUCUUUUCCAGGGAUGUUAGUCUGUAUUUACUUCAUCAUCCUCUUCAUCUGUGGGAAUUAUAUCCUACUGAAUGUGUUCUUGGCCAUUGCUGUGGACAACCUGGCUGAUGCAGAGAGCCUUACGUCUGCCCAAAAGGAGGAAGAAGAAGAGAAGGAGAGAAAGAAGCUGGCCAGGACCGCCAGCCCCGAGAAGAAACAAGAGGUAGUAGGGAAGCCAGUUGUGGAGGAGGUCAAGGAGGAGAAAAUUGAACUGAAAUCCAUUACAGCUGAUGGGGAGUCCCCACCGACCACCAAGAUCAACAUGGACGACCUCCAACCCAAUGAGAGUGAGGAUAAGAGUCCCUACCCUAACCCGGAAACUACAGGCGAAGAAGAUGAGGAAGAGCCCGAGAUGCCUGUUGGCCCUCGCCCUCGGCCACUCUCUGAGCUGCACCUGAAGGAAAAGGCUGCGCCUAUGCCGGAAGCCAGUGCAUUUUUCAUCUUCAGCCCCAACAACAGGUUCCGCCUCCAGUGCCACCGUAUCGUCAAUGACACAAUCUUCACCAACCUCAUCCUCUUCUUCAUCCUGCUCAGCAGCAUCUCCCUGGCUGCCGAGGACCCGGUGCAGCACACCUCCUUCAGGAACCAUAUUCUGUUUUAUUUUGACAUUGUUUUUACUACCAUUUUCACCAUUGAAAUUGCCCUGAAGAUGACUGCCUAUGGGGCCUUCCUGCACAAGGGCUCCUUCUGCAGGAACUAUUUCAACAUCCUGGACCUGCUGGUGGUCAGCGUGUCCCUCAUCUCCUUCGGAAUCCAGUCCAGCGCAAUCAAUGUAGUGAAGAUCCUGCGGGUUCUGCGAGUGCUCAGACCACUGAGGGCCAUCAACAGGGCCAAGGGACUGAAGCACGUGGUUCAGUGCGUGUUCGUUGCCAUCCGAACCAUUGGGAACAUCGUGAUUGUCACGACGCUCUUGCAGUUCAUGUUCGCCUGCAUUGGAGUCCAGCUCUUCAAGGGCAAGCUCUACACCUGUUCAGACAGUUCCAAGCAAACUGAAGCUGAAUGCAAGGGUAACUACAUCACAUACAAAGAUGGAGAGGUUGACCAUCCCAUCGUCCAGCCCCGCAGCUGGGAGAACAGCAAGUUUGACUUCGACAAUGUCCUAGCAGCCAUGAUGGCCCUCUUCACCGUCUCCACCUUUGAGGGGUGGCCAGAGCUGCUGUACCGCUCCAUCGACUCCCACACGGAAGACAAAGGCCCCAUCUACAACUACCGUGUGGAAAUCUCCAUCUUCUUCAUCAUCUACAUCAUCAUCAUCGCCUUCUUCAUGAUGAACAUCUUCGUGGGUUUUGUCAUCGUCACCUUCCAGGAGCAGGGAGAGCAGGAGUACAAGAACUGUGAGCUGGACAAGAACCAGCGGCAAUGCGUGGAAUACGCCCUCAAGGCCCGGCCCCUGCGGAGGUACAUCCCCAAGAACCAGCACCAGUACAAAGUGUGGUAUGUGGUCAACUCCACCUACUUUGAGUACCUGAUGUUCGUCCUCAUCCUGCUCAACACCAUCUGCUUGGCCAUGCAGCACUAUGGCCAGAGCUGCCUGUUUAAAAUCGCCAUGAACAUCCUCAACAUGCUCUUCACUGGCCUCUUCACUGUGGAGAUGAUCCUGAAGCUUAUUGCCUUCAAACCCAAGCACUAUUUCUGUGAUGCAUGGAAUACAUUUGACGCCCUGAUUGUUGUGGGUAGCAUUGUUGAUAUAGCCAUCACCGAGGUACACCCAGCUGAACAUACCCAAUGCUCUCCCUCUAUGAGCGCAGAGGAGAAUUCCCGUAUCUCCAUCACCUUCUUCCGCCUCUUCCGGGUCAUGCGCCUGGUCAAGCUGCUGAGCCGCGGGGAGGGCAUCCGGACAUUGUUAUGGACCUUCAUCAAAUCCUUCCAGGCCCUGCCCUACGUGGCCCUGCUGAUCGUGAUGCUCUUCUUCAUCUACGCUGUGAUCGGGAUGCAGGUGUUUGGCAAAAUUGCCCUGAAUGAUACCACAGAAAUCAACCGGAACAACAACUUCCAGACCUUCCCUCAAGCUGUGCUGCUCCUCUUCAGGUGUGCCACGGGGGAAGCCUGGCAGGACAUCAUGCUGGCCUGCAUGCCAGGCAAGAAGUGUGCCCCUGAGUCUGAGCCCCACAACAGUACAGAAGGGGAGACGCCCUGUGGCAGCAGCUUCGCCGUCUUCUACUUCAUCAGCUUCUACAUGCUUUGUGCCUUCCUGAUCAUCAACCUCUUUGUAGCCGUCAUCAUGGACAACUUUGACUACCUGACAAGGGACUGGUCGAUCCUUGGUCCUCACCAUCUGGAUGAAUUUAAAAGAAUCUGGGCAGAGUAUGAUCCUGAAGCCAAGGGUCGCAUCAAACACUUGGAUGUGGUGACCCUCCUGCGGCGGAUUCAGCCCCCACUGGGCUUCGGGAAGCUGUGCCCUCACCGUGUGGCUUGCAAACGCCUGGUUUCCAUGAACAUGCCUCUGAACAGCGAUGGGACGGUCAUGUUCAAUGCCACCCUGUUUGCCCUGGUCAGGACAGCUCUGAGGAUCAAGACAGAAGGAAACCUGGAACAAGCCAAUGAGGAGCUGCGGGCCAUCAUCAAGAAGAUCUGGAAGCGCACCAGCAUGAAGCUGCUGGACCAAGUGGUGCCUCCCGCAGGCGAUGAUGAGGUCACAGUUGGCAAGUUUUACGCCACCUUCCUGAUCCAAGAAUACUUCCGGAAAUUCAAGAAGCGCAAAGAGCAGGGGCUGGUGGGCAAGCCCUCCCAGAGGAACGCCCUCUCCCUUCAGGCUGGCCUGCGCACUCUGCAUGAUAUUGGGCCCGAGAUCCGGCGGGCUAUCUCCGGAGACCUGACAGCGGAGGAAGAGCUGGACAAGGCAAUGAAGGAGGCUGUGUCUGCGGCCUCCGAAGAUGACAUCUUCAGGAGGGCCGGCGGCCUGUUCGGCAACCAUGUCACCUACUACCAAAGCGACAGCCGGAGCGCCUUCCCCCAGACAUUCACCACACAGCGCCCACUGCACAUCAGCAAGGCGGGCACCAACCAAGUGGACACUGAGUCGCCCUCCCACGAGAAACUGGUGGACUCCACUUUCACCCCCAGCAGCUACUCGUCCACUGGCUCCAAUGCCAACAUCAACAAUGCCAAUAACACCGCCCUCGGCCGUCUCCCUGGCCCUGCUGGCUACACCAGCAGUGUCAGUACCGUGGAAGGCCAUGGCCCCCCCUUGUCUCCUUCCCUCCGGGCACAGGAGAUGGCAUGGAAACUCAGCUCCAAUAGGUGCCACUCCCAGGAGAGCCAGCUAGCCAUAGUGUGUCAGGAUGCCACAUCCCAGGACGAGACGUACAACGUGAGCAUCCACGAGGACGCCGAGUACUGCAGCGAGCCCAGCCUGCUGUCCACAGAGAUGCUUUCCUACCAGGACGAUGAAAACCGACAACUGACAGCCCCGGAAGAAGACAGGCGGGACACAAGGCAGUCUCCAAAGAAGGGCUUCCUGCGCUCCGCAUCGCUAGGUCGAAGAGCUUCCUUUCACCUGGAAUGUCUGAAGCGACAGAAGAACCAAGGGGGGGACAUCUCUCAGAAGACAGUCCUGCCCUUGCACCUGGUCCAUCAUCAGGCAUUAGCAGUGGCGGGCCUAAGCCCUCUCCUGCAGAGAAGCCAUUCCCCGACCACCUCGCCCCGGCCCUGCACCACACCCCCCGCGACACCAGGCAGCCAUGGCUGGCCCCCACAGCCCAUCCCCACCCUGCGGCUGGAGGGCGCCGAGUCCAGCGAGAAGCUCAACAGCAGCUUCCCAUCCAUCCACUGCAGCUCCUGGGCUGGGGAGCCGAGCCCCUGCAGAGCGGGCAGCAGCAGCACCAUCCGGAAGGCCCGGCCUGUCUCGCUCACAGUGCCCAGCCAGGUUGGGACUCAGGGGAGGCAGUUCCAUGGCAGUGCCAGCAGCCUGGUGGAAGCGGUCUUGAUAUCAGAAGGACUGGGGCACUUUGCUCAAGAUCCCAAGUUCCUCCAGGUCACAACCCAGGAGCUGGCCGACGCCUGCGACCUGACCAUAGAGGAGAUGGAGAACGCGGCCGAUGACAUCCUCAGUGGGGGCGCCCGGCAGAGCCCCAACGGCACCCUCUUACCUUUUGUGAACCGCAGGGACCCGGGCCGGGACAGAAUGGGGCAGAGCGAACAGGACGCGAGCAAUGUGCGUGCCCCCCGGUGUGGGCAGAGCGAGGAGGGCCUCGCAGACCACAGCCUGUAAGGUGCAGGGGCCCGGGGGUGCGGGUAUUAUUAUUAAUUAUUAUUAUUAUUUUUGUCUCAA
Messenger RNA from Ochotona curzoniae (black-lipped pika), 5992 nucleotides. Its product is annotated as voltage-dependent L-type calcium channel subunit alpha-1C. The transcript has 44 exons. Gene Ontology annotation, cellular component: membrane; voltage-gated calcium channel complex. NCBI's taxonomy places the organism in Eukaryota, Metazoa, Chordata, Mammalia, Lagomorpha, Ochotonidae. Gene Ontology annotation, biological process: calcium ion import across plasma membrane. Gene Ontology annotation, molecular function: high voltage-gated calcium channel activity. The coding region runs from base 311 to 5932 and encodes 1873 amino acids. The record is from RefSeq and is a predicted model, not a curated record.